AUGCCUGUCCCGCUCGCACUCGCCCUGCCGGCUGCAGCCGCAGCUUAUUCGUACAUCAACGCUCGUAUUUCUUUGUGGUACGACACAAAGCUGCUCUCCUGUGCGCUGCCGGCAACCCUUUCCGCCCUGUGGCGCGAACGAACCGAUCGGCUCAACCAGUUCUAUGUGCUCGAACAGGCGGCGCUGAACAAAUCAUCCGCCGACCGCACGUUUAUCAUCUUCGAGGGCAAAACAUACACCUACCGCGAGACCUACGAGCAAGUCCUGAAAUAUGGCACCUGGUUGCGAGAACGCCACGGCGUCAAACCCAAGGACAUUGUCGCUAUCAACUUCCAAAACUCCGAUGUCUUCGUUUUCUUGUGGCUUGGCUUGUGGUCCAUCGGCGCAAAGCCAGCCUUCAUCAACUACAACUUGACAGGCAAACCGCUAGCACACUGUGCCAAGGCCGCGAAGACAAAGUUGAUGCUCAUUGACCCCAACGUCGCCGCCAACGUCACUGAAGAUGUGAGGAGAGAGCUGGAUUCCGUGCAGUUCGUGGUGCUCGAUGAGGGUUUGCAUAGAGAAAUCGACGCCAUUAAGCCCAGGCGUGCACCCGACUCUGACCGAUCCGAGAGCCAAUACCAGAACCUGGCAAUUCUGAUCUACACAUCGGGAACAACGGGCAUGCCAAAGCCAGCCAUCGUAUCCUGGGCGAAGUGCAUCGUCGGUGGUGUCUUCACCUCCCGGCUCACGAGCAACUCUCCCAAAGACGUCUUUUACACUUCUAUGCCUUUGUAUCACAGCUCCGCGGCCCUGCUAGGUUUCGGCAACACUCUCGAGGCGGGUGGCACAAUCUGCAUAGGAAGGAAAUUCUCGACCAAGCUUUUCUGGGAGGAAGUUCGCUCGUCCAAGUCUACCAUCAUCCAGUACGUCGGUGAGACUUGUAGAUAUCUGCUCGCAGCCCCCCCGCAAGUCGACCCCGUAACCGGCGAGAGUCUCGACAAGAAGCACAAUGUGCGGGUGGCUUUCGGCAACGGUCUGCGACCGGACGUUUGGAACAGAUUCAAGGAGAGGUUCGGCAUCGACACCAUAGCUGAGUUCUACGCUGCCACCGAAGGCUCGUUUGGAACUUGGAAUUUGAGCCGAAACGACUUCGCCAAGGGCGCUGUUGGACGAAAUGGCACACUUUACAGCCUUGUCAUGGGCCUUGAUGUCGCCCUCGCUGAGAUGGAUGCAGACAACGAAGAACCGUGGAGGGACAGGAAAACUGGUUUGUGCAGGCCUGCCAAGGCUGGUGAGCCAGGAGAGCUUAUGUUCAGACUCUCGCCUGACGACCUUGACCGUCGCUUCCAGGGUUAUUACGGCAAUCCUGACGCAACAAAGGCAAAGGUCUUGCGGAGCGUCUUCAAGAAAGGGGACGCCUGGUUCAGGACGGGCGAUGUGGUCCGCUGGGAUAGCGAAGGACGGCUCUACUUCACUGACCGCAUUGGUGACACAUUCCGCUGGAAGAGUGAGAAUGUGUCAACACAAGAGGUCGGCGAAGCCGUUGGAUCACAUCCAUUGGUUCAGGAGGCGAACGUGUACGGCGUCGAGUUGCCAAAUCACGACGGCCGCGCAGGGUGUGCCGCCGUCGUCCUCCAAGGCCAACCGUCCGAGGACGUGCUGAAAAGUAUUGCGCAGCAUGUGAAGCAGUCACUACCCAAGUAUGCUUUACCCAUCUUCCUACGAGUCAUGCCUCCUGAGGCUAUGCAGACGACCGGGACAAACAAGCAGCAAAAGCACGGUCUCCGAUCCCAGGGGGUCAGGCCGGGCGGCACCGACGCUGGAGAGGUGUACUGGCUGAAGAACAACACCUACGAGCCUUUUUCGGGGCGGGACUGGGAUGAACUCAACGGUGGGCGGGUGAAACUGUAG
This is a messenger RNA of Colletotrichum orchidophilum, 1893 nucleotides long. Its product is annotated as AMP-binding enzyme. The transcript is spliced from 3 exons. The record is from RefSeq and is a predicted model, not a curated record. The coding region runs from base 1 to 1893 and encodes 630 amino acids. Gene Ontology annotation, molecular function: long-chain fatty acid transmembrane transporter activity; long-chain fatty acid-CoA ligase activity. NCBI's taxonomy places the organism in Eukaryota, Fungi, Ascomycota, Sordariomycetes, Glomerellales, Glomerellaceae.